Lactuca sativa (garden lettuce) is the source of this 1837-nucleotide messenger RNA. Lineage: Eukaryota; Viridiplantae; Streptophyta; Magnoliopsida; Asterales; Asteraceae. The record is from RefSeq and is a predicted model, not a curated record.
AACAGCAACUAAUAUCCAGUUACCCACCACUACAGUGAAAAAUUCUUUACAAUUUUCAAAUACCCUAAUCGGUUUUUUCAUAUAUCUGAAUUUGGUUUCGGAUCUUGGCCUUUUUUCCAUUUCUUCUCUGUCGAAUUUCGCCAUAGUAGGUUUAAUUAUCAUAAGAGAAAGCGGGAUCGGUCUGUAGCUUGUGUGCAAUCGAUCUUGGAUGUUAAUCUUUGCUGAUAACUCCAAGGUUUCUGAAAAAUUUAGUCGCGGAUCUUUCGGGAAGAUAUUGACUGCUCUUUGGGUCGAUUUUCACUUUCAGGGAUUGAGAUAAGUUUGAUUGAAAAGAAGAAAGGGGAUGGGAGGUUCGAAGACGGAAGGGGCGACCUCUUCCUCAAUCCCUUUAAUUACAAAUCGUAGAGACCCAUAUGAGGUUUUGAGUGUUUCAAGAGAUGCUUCUGAUCAGGAGAUUAAAUCUGCUUACAGAAAACUUGCUCUCAAAUAUCAUCCUGACAAAAACGCUAGUAAUCCUGAAGCCUCAGAGCUAUUCAAGGAGGUUGCCUAUUCUUACAGCAUUCUAUCCGAUCCAGAAAAAAGAAGGCAAUAUGAUAAUGCAGGAUUUGAGGCUAUUGAUGCUGAAGGAAUGGACAUGGAAAUCGAUCUAUCAAACCUUGGAACUGUGAAUACAAUGUUUGCAGCUUUAUUCAGUAAGCUUGGAGUCCCUAUUAAGACAACGAUUUCAGCCAAUGUUCUUGAAGAAGCUUUAAAUGGGACAGUUACAGUUAGACCUCUUCCAAUAGGAACAUCAGUUAGUGGAAAGGUAGAAAAACAAUGUGCUCAUUUUUUUGGUGUUACAAUAAGUGAGGAACAAGCUCAAUCAGGGAUAGUUGUUAGAGUUUCUUCAGCUGCACAAAGCAAAUUUAAGCUGCUUUAUUUUGAGCAAGAUAAUGGUGGAGGCUAUAGUCUGGCAUUGCAGGAAGACAGUGACAAGACUGGGAAGGUGACAUCAGCAGGAAUGUAUUUCCUUCAUUUUCAAGUUUACAGAAUGGAUUCCACUGUUAAUGCCUUAGCAAUGGCCAAGGAUCCUGAAGCCGCUUUCUUUAAAAGAUUGGAAGGUCUUCAACCAUGCGAGGUCUCAGAACUAAAAUCCGGAACUCACAUAUUUGCCGUUUAUGGAGAUAAUUUUUUCAAAACCGCAUCGUAUACAAUAGAGGCCAUUUGUGCGACAACAUACCAAGACACAACUGUUAAACUCAAGGACAUUGAGCAGCAAAUUUUAAGAAAAAGAACCGAGUUACGCCACUUUGAGACCGAGUACAGACAGGCUUUGCAACGAUAUCAAGAAGUGACCAACCGAUACACCCAGGAAAAGCAAAAUGUGGAUGAGCUUUUAAAACAAAGAGACAGUAUCCAGUCAUCAUUUACAGUAGGCAGAUCGGUGGUUUUAGGAGGUGGUAGCAGUCAAUUUAGUAGCAAUGGAACAGGAGGAAGUAAUAGUAAAGUUAGUGGUGGUGAAGCUGAAACCAGCAGCAGUCCAAUUGGUGAAGAAGAUGGAAAGGCUUAUAAUAAUAAUAAUAAUAAUAAUAAUAAUAAUAAUAAUAAUAAUAAUAAUAAUAAUAAUAAUAAUAAUAAUAAUAAUAAUAACAAGAAGAAAUGGUUUAAUCUCAACCUCAAAACCUCAUCCUCCUCCGAUAAGAAAACCACCGGUUGAUUCUUUUUUCUUUGUUGCCUUUUCAUACGUUUAUUCAUGUCCAUAAUGGGUUGUUGUUAAUCAUCAAUAUUUGUUAUCAGAUCGAAAUUCUUUACUACAGAUUUGGAUUUUUUUAGUAUUCUAUUCAUUCUCCUUUGUUUA